Messenger RNA from Durusdinium trenchii, 2057 nucleotides. The record is from the annotation of a GenBank genome assembly. Lineage: Eukaryota; Dinophyceae; Suessiales; Symbiodiniaceae.
GCGCCAUUGCCAACGCAGAAGUCUGCGUGACUCGUGGCUUGCCUGUGGUGCUUGCCACUGACUCGAGAGUGGACCCUCCCGUGGGAAAAAAACAACCAACCCCCCUCGACGGCCAUGGAAGCGGAGCCAGCGGAGCCGCGCUGGACCAUCCACGUUGCGCUGCCCAGCGGUCGCUCGGCGCCGGUGCCAGCGGCACCCAGCUGGAGCCUCGCGCAACUCCGAAUCGAGUCCAAGCAGCUGCUGGGCGUGCCGCAUGGCCUUCGACUGGUGGAAACUCCUGACGAGACGCGCAGCCUCCAAGACGCGCAGCUCUGGGACGGAGCAGUGGUCCAGGCGGUGGUCGAAGCCGUGAGGCUGAGCGCCACUGAAGGCGCCUUUGCUAUGUGGUACCGCGGUGGUGGGGUGGUCACUUGGGGAAUGCCUGGAGCUGGAGGAGACUCCACCCAAGUGCAAGAUCAGCUGUCCAAUGUUCAGCACGUCCUUCCUUUCCGCCGUGCUUUUGCCGCCUGCUUGACCGACGGAUCGUCCGUGGCCUGGGGCCAUGCCGGAGCUGAGAGCUGUCCAGAUCGAGAGGUGCUGAGCAACUUGAGAGAGAUCCAUGCCACCGACGAAUCCUUUGCGGCAAUCUCGGGAGAAGGCUUUUUGGUGACCUGGGGCCAUCCCCGCCGGGGCGGCACAGCACCCAGACUGGAGGGCCCCAGCAUCCGGCAGCUAGUGGCAGCCGAGAGCGCCUUUGCAGCGGUCUUGGACGAUGGAGCAGUGGUGGCCUGGGGGGCAGAAGAAGCUGGCGGUGAUAGCAGCGAGGUUCAAGAGCAACUGAAAAAUGUGCAAGAGCUGGAGGCUUCUUCGAAUUCGACGUCAUUUGCUGCCCUUUUGACCAAUGGACGUGUGACCACCUGGGGCGAUGCCUCCUUUGGUGGCGACAGCAGCUCUGUUCAAGACCAGCUGAAGAACGUCAAGAGCAUAAAAGCUUCAGCGAUGGCGUUUGCAGCCCUUUUGGCCAAUGGGCAGGUGGUGACCUGGGGGGAUCCUAGCACAGGUGGCGACAGCAGUCGUGUCCAGCACGAACUGAAAGAGGUGCAGAAACUGGAAGCAACCAGUUCCGCUUUUGCGGCCAUUUUGUCCACGGGGCGUGUAGUGACCUGGGGCUUAUCCACCGCAGGAGGCGACAGCAGCUCCGUCCAAGCGCGGUUGCUGGACAUCACGGAGGUGCGGGCCACUGGCAGCGCCUUCGCCGCGGUGACGACGACCGGUCAGGUGGUCACCUGGGGCAAUGCGGCAUUUGGAGGUGACAGUGGGCAGCUUCAGGACCUGGAGGUGGUACAGCUUGAAGCCUCCAAUGGUGCCUUUGCUGCCUUAUGCUCCGAUGGCCGCUUAGUGACCUGGGGUCACCCUGACUUCGGUGGAGAACAGAGGGUCCAGGCGCAGAUCCAAAGGCUGUGAGGUGACCGAGCACGCCUUGGCGUCACGAGUGCGGUGGACGAGGUAAUGCUGCCUAACAACAAGGUCACGGCCAAGACGUGACGCGGUUGGGUGGUUGGAAGAAACUCCGAGUGCCUGAUGGAUGGCACCAGCGACAUUUUUUGAGAUCAUGAAUGCAAGUGUGUCAACUUAAAGAGAAACAGUACCAUUGUGCAAUAGUCAAUAGUUGUGGAGGCGCUGUGUUAGCUACCCAAAAGCCAAUUGGGAAGUUGCCUCACCAUGCCGAUCCAUGUUACAUGUCCAUGUCUCACAUUUUGCUGUUGGUGCAUUUCACCAGCCGCGUCAGAGCCCGUUUGUGUCAUCGCACGCGUUGCGAGACCGGCAGGUAUAGCGCUCACGUGCGACCAGAAGCGACGUGAUUGAUUGAACAUCAGUUCUUACAUGUUCAGUGCUUCAUGUCACGCUGGUCAGGGAAAGCUCCUAACAAGACGUUUGAUCGAUGUGACGGAUUGAGACAUAUUUACUCUCCCUAGGCCUCCAAGUACUUCUGAGAAGGUGUUUGGGGUGGGUUUGGAGGGUCCAAAUACCUUCUGAGGAGGUACUUGGAGGUGUAGGGUCUUUCGACACAGGAUUCG